Molecule: messenger RNA, 5419 nt
Organism: Seriola dumerili (greater amberjack)
Lineage: Eukaryota; Metazoa; Chordata; Actinopteri; Carangiformes; Carangidae
Gene: arhgef12b
Product: rho guanine nucleotide exchange factor 12-like
Exons: 38
Coding region: 261-4598 (1445 amino acids)
Biological process (GO): Rho protein signal transduction; G protein-coupled receptor signaling pathway
Cellular component (GO): cytoplasm
Molecular function (GO): G protein-coupled receptor binding; guanyl-nucleotide exchange factor activity
Source: RefSeq, a predicted model, not a curated record
CUGGAUUUCAUGCUUCAUUGUCGACGCUGGUAAUAAAUAUAUAAUCAACUUUACUGUCCUGGUAUUUUUCAGCAAACACUCCCGUAAGAAUAACGGGAUUUAAAACUCUUCAUUCAGGAUAUAACGACUCGUCGACGUUUGAGGACAUGGACCGACACCGAGAAGACAAAAUAAAGGAGCAGCUUUAAAAAGUAAGAGUUGGACGUUAUCGUGAAAAUGUUAUUUGGGUGAAGUCCUUGGAAACUCGUCAGGGAAGCCCAAUGAGUGGCACACAGUCAACACUCACUGACAGGACCCCAAGCAUUCUCAACAAGGAGCCGACAGACAAGAAACCUAAGAAUGAGAAAUCGUCCGUCUCCCUCAAACAUGAAUUUGAUCCAACAGGUCUCGUCCAGCGUUGCGUGAUAAUCCAGAGAGAUGAAAAUGGCUUCGGGCUGACCGUAAGCGGAGACAACCCUGUGUUUGUGCAGCUGGUCAAAGAAGAUGGAGCUGCGAUGCGAGCUGGUGUUCAGACAGGAGACAGGAUCAUCAAGGUUAAUGGGACCUUAGUUACACAUUCAAACCACAUAGAGGUUGUGAAGCUGAUAAAAUCGGGCUCCUAUGUAGCCCUGACAGUCCUGGGGAGGCCUCCAGGGCUUCCUCAGAUCCCCCUGGAGGAGGAUGAGAAGGAGGAAGGGGCAGAGGUCAGCACACCCUCGUCUCUCUCAGUGCCUCACUCGCCUGCGCUGCCAGGUGGGGAGCACUGCAGCCCCCAGGAGCACCUCACCUCCCCUCCGCCCGAUGGGGAGGAGAACAAAGGCAUGCACAGCCAGAAGAUCGACAGCCUCCAAAAGAUGUUAACCAAACAGCAGCUGGACUUACAGGCAAAGGAGGAGGAGUGCGGCAGACACCCACGACCUAAGCUAGUGAAGGAGAUCCAGGAGCAAAAGAAGUACAUUUCACUGCUGCAGGAGCAGAUCAGCAAAGCAAUAGCAGCAAUACAGGAUGGAGUCACUGUGUCCAGGAACGGUGAGGCCGAGCAGGGGGACGGCGAAGCGACCUCGUCCUCGCGGGGUGACGGCGGUAACGACAGGCCCUCGACUAACAACAACUCUAUGCACAGCAGCCCCCUCCCAGAGAGUCCCGGCAAAAGAGAGACGCCCUGUCAGAGCCCGGACGUCAGCCGCCGAGACGGACUCAACUCCUGCUCGUCGCCCGACACUGAGGACAACACUGACACUGACUCCAGCGCCCAGUGCAUUGUGGGUAGCCCUCCCUACCUCCUCCACCCCCAGAUCAUUGGAGCGGAGGAUGACUACUUUGACUCCCAGCAGGAGCAGAUUAAUGGACAGUGCAGCUGUUUCCAGAGUAUAGACCUGCUGAAGUCUCGGCCGGCUCACCUCGCAGUUUUCCUCCAUCAUGUCGUCUCGCAGUUUGACCCUGUGCCUCUGCUGUGUUACCUCUACGCCGACAUGCACAAACAAACCAGCUCCAAAGAAAGCCGACGCUUCUUCAUGGAAUUCCACUCACUCUUCAUGGAUCGAACAGCCAAUCUCAAAGUACCGGUGCCAGAGACAAUUGCGUCUGAACUGGAGAAGCGGAGGCUGGAGUUAAUCCCGGAGGAGCUGUGCAAACAGUACACCCAGGUGUUACAGGACACACUCCUACCUGACCUGCACAAGAACCUGGAGGACUUCAGACAGAAGCGCAGCAUGGGUCUGACUCUGGCUGAGGACGAGCUGUCCAAGAUGGACGUGGAGCGAGGGAAAGACCAGCAGGCCUUGGAGAAGGAGUGCUCCUGUGCCGAACACAUCAUCUCCAAGAUAGAGGACAUCCUGUUGACGUCACAGCCCUCAGAAGACGAGAAGUGCCAAACGAUGCAGUACGUGAUCCUCACCUACAUGAAGCACCUCGGGGUGAAAGUGAAGGAGCCUCGCGGCCUCGAACACAAACGAGCGCGAAUCAAUUUCCUGCCCAAGAUUAAGAAGAGCAUCAAGCCUGAGAAGGAGGGUGAGGAGAAGGUGAAAAAGCCUCGGUUUCCCAACAUCCUCGGCCCGCCAAGGCGCCUGAGCAGAGUGGAUUCAACUUCAGUCGGUAAGGCCGUGGAGCUGAACAAGCAGCGGUCUCCAAAGCAGCUCUCCCAGCCGGCCUUCGGUAUCCUGGAGCAGUCUGACUCCUCUGCAGCGAAUUCUGGAUCACGGAUCCGUGGAAAUCAGCUCAGCGAGGGAUCGGACUCUGGUGCCCAAGUUUUGCCUUCCCCGACACACAGCUCCCCCAUUGGUCAGGCCUCAGAUACUAGCGGACAAGACUCAGACUCCAAUGUGUCUCCGUUCUCCAUUCAGCCCAGACCGGGCGAGGGUCUGCCGUCCGGCGACCAGCAGGACAGCGUCUUCAGUCCGACCAGCAUGCAGUUUGACUUCAGCCCCUCCAACCUGGAGCAGUUACAGGAGGAGGAUCAGGAGGCGUUCAGCAGGAUGGAGGUUCAGUGUGCGGCGACUUCGGGCGACACCCAGAGUGAAGACGACCAGGGAGGUGAGGUGGAGUGUGAGGAGGAUCCUCUGAACUGGCAGAGUCUGGUCAGCCGAGGCGUCCUGGCAAGCCUCACGCCGCAGGAGAUCAAACGGCAGGAAGUCAUCAACGAGCUGUUCUACACUGAGCGCGCCCACUUACGGAUGCUGAAGGUGCUGGACUGUGUCUUCUACCAGAGGCUGAACAGAGACAGUAUCCUCCCCGCAGAGGACAUCAAACACAUCUUUAUCAACCUGGAGGAAAUCAUUCAGCUGCAUGUUUCUAUAACGGAGCAAAUGACAGCAACCAGGAAGAGGAGCGAGACAUCGGUGAUCGGUCAGAUUGGAGAUGAUCUCCUGGCGUGGUUCAGCGGGGAGGAAGAGGAGAAGAUAAAAAGAGCAGUGGGAACUUUCUGUUGCAACCAACCGUCUGCGCUGGAGCUCAUCAAGACCAAGAAGAAGAAAGACCAGAGGUUCCACUUAUUCAUGCAGGAAGCUGAGAGCAACCGUCUGUGUCGCAGGCUGCAGCUCAAAGACAUCAUUCCUGUAGAGAUGCAGAGACUGACCAAAUACCCACUGCUACUGGACAACAUUGCUAAGUACACAGAGGAUGGUGAGGAGAGGCAAAAGGUGAAGAAAGCUGGCGAAUGCUGCAAAAAGAUCCUCAACCACGUCAACCAGGCCGUGAAAGAGGCAGAGAACAAACAGAGACUGGAAGAGUACCAGAGAAGGUUAGAUCUCUCGUCUCUCAAACAGAGCGAGAACCCCAUGAUCCUGGUCCUGAAGAAUCUGGACCUGACCAAGAGGAAGAUGGUUCAUGAGGGACCUCUCUCCUGGAAAGUCAAUAAAGACAAGGCGAUCGAGCUGUACACAAUUCUCCUGGAGGACAUUCUGGUUUUACUGCAGAAGCAGGACGAGCGUCUGAUCCUCAAGUUCCACGGCAAGAAUGUGGCGAGCGCCGCCGACACCAAGCACAUCUUCAGCCCCAUCAUCAAACUCAACACUGUACUGGUUCGUCCCGUGGCGACUGACAACAAGUCUUUCUUCGUGCUGUCCAUGUCGGAAAACGGGGCUCAGAUCUACGAGCUGAUGGCUCAGACGGUGUCCGAUCAGAGAACGUGGCAGUGUCUGAUCACACAACGCGCCGAGGCCAUGAAGGCCAAACCUCACAGCAGCGGCACGCCUCCAGCUCAGUCUGAUGCUGAGCGGGACGCUAUAGAGAUCAUCAACCGUGGGAUACCCAGGCCGUGCAAAGACGCUAACGGGACAUCGAGUGGAGAUAAAGAUGCCACCUCUUCUCCAGACAUUCAAGCUCCGCUGGCGAGUAUCAACCCCUUCGAUGGCAUGAAAUCAGAGGACGAGGAAGAGGAGCCGGCUGUGGCCGACCGACGGGAGGAAGAGGAGGAGGAUGAAGAGGUGGACGAAGCAGAACUAGAGGCCUUCCUGGAUGGGCAGCUCGCGGACAGACUGCCCUUCCUGCAGCAGGAAGGGUCACGUCGGGGCAUCGCCAUUGAAAACCAAGAGCACAACGCGUUCGGCGCAGCCUCCUCCAAAGCUGAGGACGCUCUGCAGACAUUGGCGAUGCUCAAACAGGCUCUUUUCAACCACAUGAUGAGCAGAGAGGCAGAGGAGGAGAAAGAGGAGACAGAGGACAACAAGCAGAGCGGGGCCCCUGUGUGUCAGCUGAGUGCCUCCUCGCCUGGGAGCCCUGAGGGGGCUUCUGCUGCACGCGAUGAGAGCCGAGCGUCUGCGAGUUCACAGAAAGACGACCCGCAGCUCCCUCCUGGACACACAGGCCUGUCCGAGACGACUGAACGCAACGGUGGUUUUGUGGUUCUGGAUUUCAGCGUGGGCUCCGAGGAGAGCAGCACUGAUGAUGAUGUGGGGUUAGGGGGUGACAUGGGGAUCGACAUGAGGAAACUGCUGUCCUCCUCCUCGCAGACAGGGGGCGGCGGCGGCCCCAACCUCAGCCGGCAGCUUAUGACCCACCUGCGGCUCCUCCAGGCCGACCUGCAGUAUCUGAAGGAGGUGGAAAUGAAGUACAACGAGCUGCGACAAACACACACCGACGCGGCCGCCGACUCCGACGACAACAACGAUGGGAUUCAGUGAUGACGACGCUUGUCGCUCUCCUGGUCGCACGAGUCAAGUUGCUCCAUGAUCGCUUUCUUCUGGAUCAAUCUUCAACCACUGAACACUGCUGUCGCUCAAUAAUGGAGGCUUGAAUGUCGAGUCUCACACUUCAGGCACAUAUGACAAUCAGUGGAAGACUUUAUCACAAUGAAGGUUCCACUUUAAACUCAUAAUCCUUGAACCAACCGGGGGCAGACUCGCUCCUGAGAAGAGACGCUAUGGGAUUACCUGAGGAUAAUUCGGUCACUUGUUGCUAUGACAAUAGUAAUCAACUUCAUAAGUUAUCUUAAACACUGGAUAUAUGAAACGGAAAAGGGCGAGUCAAGUGUGCGAAGUCACGCAGAUGCACAGCAGAGACACAUUGAGAAAUGAAACGAGACUGUGACGGUGACCAGACAGAUUAAAAAGUAGACUGACUCGUUCAGGGCUCAGAGCACUGCUGUAAGCUUGAUGUAAAUGUCUGCGAUAAGAGAUGAGCUAAACCUCACGCUACAGAGUUGAAUAUGCUUAAAGAUGCACUUCCUUAUUGAGUAACAGCCCUGAAAAAACAACUCAACACACUGAUUGUGUUUUUUAAAUUCAGCAACAUUCAUGGAAAUUGUACAAGAGGCUCUAACAUACAUUCAUACCAUCCCCCAAAAUCUCCAAAAGUCUUUUAAUGUUUUGUCUUUCGCCCUGUUUUACAUGAAACUGGCCCGAGUCUGUCUAAAUCUCACCACCUGACAUGUUGGAUAUUUUUUUUGUUUAAUUCAUACAAACACAAAAGUUAAAAUGACAGUUUGUGGUUUAUUUGCUCAAAC